AUGGUGCUUGCGAUGCUCACCCUGGGAGCUACUUCUCUGGAGACGGCGCCCCUGUUAAAACGCGUGUUCAGCUCACCCUUCCCUGUCUGUACCUGUGGAUACAAAGGUAUCCUCUCUUGCCCUCGCAUCAGCUUGACAACUGUGCUGGUAACCACAUGGGAAAUAAUCCUCAGAGACAAGCCUUCCUGCACCAGAGCCUACAGGAAAGAUACAAAUGAGACCAGGGCCAUAAACUGUAGUGAUGAGACAAUAUCCUGGGACUCCAGACCUGAUCAGAAUCCCGCCCUUCAGAUCAAUCCAGUGGCCAUCACUCAUGAUGGAUAUUACAAGUGUGAAGUGGUCACAACUCAUGGGCAUUUCUGUCAUGGAUAUCACCUGAAAGUGUUAGUGCCCCCCGAGGUGACCCUGUUUCAACUUGAGAAUGGAGCUAUCGUGUGUAGGGCAGCUGCAGGGAAGCCAGCGGCACAGAUCUCCUGGACCCCAGGGGGAGAUUGUCACACUGUGGAAGAGCCACUGGGCAAUGACACAGUGACCGUCCAGAGUUCGUGCUGCUGGGAGGACCACCGGGUAUCUAAGGUGCCCUGCUCUGUGUAUCAUCUGACUGGCAACAGGAAUCUGUCCAUAGAGCAGAAUUCUGUUAGUAAUUUCAGUUUUUGUAUGAGGUUUUCAUUAUAUCAGAGAAGCUAUGGAAGAAUGAAAAAGGAGUGUAUGGAGAAUUUCACUCAAGGAUAAUCUCCCCAGCCUCUCUUUUAUGUCCUUCUCCACCAUUAUGAAUUAUGUCCAGAAGAAUAAUGCAGAAUUUGGUUUAAGAAGCCAUAUUUUAAAUGAUGUUUACUUUUUAA
Molecule: messenger RNA, 842 nt
Organism: Leopardus geoffroyi (Geoffroy's cat)
Lineage: Eukaryota; Metazoa; Chordata; Mammalia; Carnivora; Felidae
Product: cell surface glycoprotein CD200 receptor 1-like
Exons: 3
Coding region: 1-732 (243 amino acids)
Biological process (GO): regulation of neuroinflammatory response
Cellular component (GO): external side of plasma membrane
Molecular function (GO): signaling receptor activity
Source: RefSeq, a predicted model, not a curated record